GGCGUAAAGGUCCACUGAGGCGGAAUCCAACUAUAAGAUUAUUAGGUCAUCCAGUUAGGACUGUUUCCCAGUUGAAAUAUCUAGGUGUCAUCAUAGACAACCGCCUCAACUGGAUUCCACAUUUGCAUCAUAUACACCAGAAAGUAGUAUCUCUUACCAAUAACAUGAGACGAACUACUGGCAUGUAUUGGGGCAUUAGACCAGACAUGUUGAAGAUCUGGUAUCGUACAAUAACAGCGAGGGUGAUUUUGUACGGGUCUUCAGCAUGGGGUAUUCAUCUUAAUGGAAACCUGAGAAGGAAACUCAAUUCUAUUCAGCGUCUCCAACUCCUCAUGAUUACUAAAGCUUAUAGGACCACCUCGACAGAUUCAUUGCAGGUGCUCGCUGGGUUACCACCAUUGGAUCUUGUCGUGGAGAGAGAGGCUGGACAAGCACGGAUCCUACGCAUAAAGAAAGAUUUUAUCUUGUGGGGUACCCAUUACCGCUCUCGUGAUUACGAGGAUCAUUCCCCUCGUUCUCUGGGACAUCCGGCGGACAUAAAUUAUGAUGACAAAGUCACCAUAGAGCCCUUAAUUCCGGCUAGGCACGAAAUUUGUCUUUAUACGGAUGGUUCCAAAACGGAGCUUGGCACAGGUAGCGGCUUCUGCGUCAUGCGAGGCAAUACUAUCUGCUACACUUGGUCACAGAGGCUGUCAGAUUACAAUAGUGUAUUUCAGGCGGAACUUGUAGCAAUUAAGGCAGCAUUAGAUUAUAUUAAGCAAAAUCUAACAGGACCAGUCAGAAUACUGAGUGAUUCAGCAUCGAGCCUACUGGCCAUUAAAGAACUCAACAGCAAAGCGGAUUCUGUCCACAUUAUUAGGGAUGCUCUACUUCAGAUUCCCGAGUCCCAACGACCGUACUUGAGCUGGGUUCCAGCGCAUGUAGGCAUUGCUGGAAACGAAGAGGCCGAUAGGCUUGCUAAGCUAGCAGCUAACGACUUGAAUAUGCCUUAUCAGCUUUACUAUGUCAGUGUGUACUUUUCUGAUGCGAGCAGUGAAUAUGGUAUAGAUUUCCUCAAGACAGCUGAAGCUGAGCUUAACUUCCGGGAAGAAACUCUAAUAUUCCAAAUGAAACCCAGGCCCAAGGAACCUAUGGAACAACCUGUAUUGGACCUGAGCCACAUGCAACCUGAAGAGAGAUUUCCUGAUUUAUUUUCUGAGAAUCCAGAAAUUAUUUAUUUUCUGAGAAUCCAAAUUGUUCAGCAUGAAAUAGAACUAAAGAAUAACAAACCGUAA
Stegodyphus dumicola is the source of this 1274-nucleotide messenger RNA. RefSeq lists its product as uncharacterized. Lineage: Eukaryota; Metazoa; Arthropoda; Arachnida; Araneae; Eresidae. The record is from RefSeq and is a predicted model, not a curated record.